This is a messenger RNA of Fonsecaea erecta, 930 nucleotides long. RefSeq lists its product as hypothetical. The record is from RefSeq and is a predicted model, not a curated record. NCBI's taxonomy places the organism in Eukaryota, Fungi, Ascomycota, Eurotiomycetes, Chaetothyriales, Herpotrichiellaceae. The coding region runs from base 1 to 930 and encodes 309 amino acids. The transcript has a single exon.
AUGGACUCACCUGCCAGUACAGACGACGCAGCUAACGACUCUAGCUUUGAGCCCGAUUUGCCUUCAUUCUCGAUCAGGCUGAGCCAGAGCGGAGACUCCGAGGCGAAUUUCCGGACUGAGGACGACCCAGAAGACCCCGACCAACGACCCAACGUGAUCCAGAGACGCGGAAUCUUCUACGUCGACUGCUUCUGCAUGGAUAUUGUGCAUGGGUACUAUUCGGCCGACCCGGAUAGCGAGAUCCUCGCCAGUGUGAUCGUCCUCAAGUUUCGGUUUGAACCGCUCGAGCAGGGCCACCGCAUCAAGAAAGUCGACAUCAAGGUCACGUUCACGCCCAAGAAUGGUGAGGACCCGAAGCCGUGGAUCGACCGGAUGCAUCCCGUGGGCUUUUUCAGCGUCCAGCCGACCACGCAACACGAGACGGUGAACACCUCCGUGGGGAGCAAAGUCGGUGCAAAUGUGACCGGGGUCGAAGCCGGAGGCGAGCUGAGGCGCGAGAAGAAAGUGGAAAGAGACACAUCCGAUGCCACCACGGUACAGGGUUUCAUCCUGACCGAGGGUCGCACCUACGGCAAGCCCAACAGCGUGUCGUGGAUUUUGCGCGAGAACCAGACCACCAAGGCCGGAGUGCCGACGAGCAUGCAGGCCGCCAUCUUGCUCGGACGCACCGACCUGUCCAAGUUUGAGGCCCACUUCACUGUGAAGAUCUACCCGAACUGGUUGGCCUCAGCCUUGUCCUUCAUGAAGUCCAGUCCCCGGGACGAUCCCGUCACGUUCGAUCCCCGGAGAAAACCGACCAACAAGCUACAGGUGUAUGACACGAAUGACUUAGGGAACUCGGUGAAAGUGAACCUAGAAAAACUGUCGGACGUAACGGUGACCACCGUGGUGAAUGAUGCCGUCAAAGAAAAGAAGCCGGAGAACAAAUGA